Messenger RNA from Cladophialophora carrionii CBS 160.54, 1632 nucleotides. RefSeq lists its product as uncharacterized. The record is from RefSeq and is a predicted model, not a curated record. NCBI's taxonomy places the organism in Eukaryota, Fungi, Ascomycota, Eurotiomycetes, Chaetothyriales, Herpotrichiellaceae. Bases 1 to 1632 code for a protein of 543 amino acids. The transcript has a single exon.
AUGGCUAUUACAAAAGAUAGUCCUUCGGCUAAGGUCGAUCCUCCUGGACCACUGAUGAUGAUAAUGCGUCCCGAGGAGACCGUAUCGUCUUUAAUGAGCGAGCUGCGGCAAUCACGCCCUCGUCGACGUCGAAUCACGAUAGGUGGCUCAGAUCGGCGCACCAACGAUGAGCAUGGCUCAACACUGAGUGACCAUCGCGCUCCCAACUCGGUUCCACAACGACCGGGCCCAAUCAGCUCGAAGCACUGUACCCCAGAGCCCGACACAGAGUUGGGUUUCACGCCACGUCAGCAUAUAACGGCAAAGACACAGGCCGUGAGAAGACCCUAUCCUCCAUCGAGCUGGAAAAGUACGUCUACCAUUGAGUCUGUCACAUUGGACAUUGGUGGAGCAUCAAUCCUGGAUGCACCCGAAAAGACAGCCAUCCGGGGUCAAUCGGCCCAGAGAGACGUCGGUCGAGGAGGCGGCAAGGACAAUGUGAUUUUGGAAUUGUUGGUCGACACGGUCACCGCAGCUAGUGGAAGGGCGCAAUCAGAGAACCGCCUUGCGGUAGACAAGCCUGCUCGAACAUCGUCCGGUCGCCAAUAUACAAUACGCUCGUCCCGUUGCGCUGAGCCGGCUGGAAUGGACUUCUCUGAAGCUAGCAGCGACACAUCAUCACCCGCUAACGAUCGGAUCGUGACCGGGAAAGCUCCACUGCCUGAUCCUGAAGUAGCCUAUGCACAAGCCUUUCACUACACCACAUGCCCUCAUGUCUCACCUCCAAAGUCUCGGCCUCUAAACGUGCAGCCUGCUUUGGUUCCACAUCAUAAAGGUCUACUUUGGCGCCGACCUCUGGACGUGCAAGGAUUACGGGUCGACCCAGGGACUGCUCCGCCAGAUAUCUACGUACUUGGUGGAGCUUGUUUCGAUUGUGACCUCUCAGCACGUCGGCAAGCCGAGUCGGGCAUUCUCGAAACGUACACUUACAAGCUCGAAAACCUUACCGUUCAGCUGAGUCUGCUGCAACAUGAUAUUGCCGCCGAACAUUCCGGGCCGUCACCAAACCGGGAGAAUGGUGCCUUGACCGCGUUCACUUUGCCCUCUACGCUAGAGCUGAGCACAGAGGCAACUCAGGGUAUCCUGGAGAUUGAGGAGCAGCUGAGCGAGUUGGUCAAGAAGCGCGACGAGGAUAUCAGGCAAGUCUGGAGUGGUUUCACGGCUCGCUGGGGACCGGGGACAGUCCGGAUCCAACGCGAUGAGAGCAACAGCACCCCGGGUCGAGCCGAAAGCCCCUUGACGACCAGAACCUCCAGCUCGACAAACAGCUUUGGUGUUCCAUCCGCUAACACAACUCCUGAAGAAGUUCCGGCGAUGGCUUCCAAAAUAUCGAGGGGCGCGAUCAAACCUGUUUCGCCAAGUCGACAAAGCAGCUUCACAGCUCGAACAAGAGCGAGCUCCAUACAAGGACGGUAUUCAGACGGUAGCCGCAAUGUCACUGUUGAGUCGUCAGUGGAUAGCAUCAAGGGAAGAGGACGCAUGCUGGUUGAUUGGAUUCGACCUGGACGCAGUGAGAGCAAGGCAGGAGGCGGAAAGCAGGCUCACAGGAGAAAAGGCAGUCGGCAAGGCAGUCAAGCUGACAAUGGCGCCUAA